Molecule: messenger RNA, 15013 nt
Organism: Penaeus chinensis
Lineage: Eukaryota; Metazoa; Arthropoda; Malacostraca; Decapoda; Penaeidae
Product: mucin-5AC-like
Exons: 22
Coding region: 1-10386 (3461 amino acids)
Biological process (GO): chromatin remodeling
Cellular component (GO): nucleus
Molecular function (GO): histone demethylase activity; DNA binding
Source: RefSeq, a predicted model, not a curated record
AUGAACCUAAAUCUGUCUGAUUUAUUGAAGGGAAAACAACAAAGAAAAGAUACACGGCCUUCCUGCGGCCCCCUGGCGGCGGCAUCACACAACGCGGAACAAAACAAUGGCCAAGUAAACCUCACGAGAAACACUAUAGAAAAUGACUACAUUGAUGUUCCCAUUCCUAGGGCUCGUGUACAUGCCCAACGCAAGUUUGCUCAAGGAUCCCAACCAAACAGUCCAGCUCCCACGCCUGUCAAGGAGACGCGAGAGCUACGAGAGAGGAGCAUUUCCACUGAUACGAGAACUCGUGCCACAGCUCAGACCCAUCCUCCACCGCCUCCUGCCCUGGACAUAGUGGAAGUCCCAGGGAGACCAACAGUAGAGGACUUCCUUACGUUCCUCUGUUACCGGGGGACAUCACUGUUACCUCCAGGCUUGGAGCACUUCAACACCCCUCAGAUUUUGGAAAUUAAUGCUGACAGCCGAAGCCAAAGUCCUGCUAGAGAUGAUAAAAGCAAACCAACAAAGAAGAAGCAAGAUGCUCCCUCACAGGACAAGAAGGAGAAAGAGUUGUCAAAGGAGGCUGUCAAGAAGAACUUGGACCAAACUACGGAGGCAGAAGGGUCAGGCAGUACUCCUGUCAGAGUUACCAGGAGCACUCCUCAGCCACCUCAGGUUCCUGCAGACUCUUCAAGAAAGCUCUCCAAGAGGCUUUUAGUCAAGAAAGCCUUGCUCAUCAAAUCCAAAGCUAAAAACCUCAGGAUACAAGAAAGGAAAGGUGUAAGUCUAAGGAGGUCUGAAGUUUUGAACUCAAGCAACAUCCAAGCUUCAGUUGUGGCAACACGUUCUGGGAGACUCCUUCACAAGUACCGUGUAUCGGCUACGACUGCCAUGGCACGGAAGAAGGCCAGGGUGGCUAAACUCUCUUCCAUACGUCCAAAACAGAAGCUGUCAAGGAUUUUGCAAAGAUUGGGUGGCACAGUAUCAUAUCCAGAAAGUAGACCAACCAGGGUAACACGUAGCAAAGUUGAAGGCAAGGAAGAGGCUGCCAAUGAGAAGAGCAAUGAAGAGGAGGAUCCAAAGGUAAAGCCUGAGGAAGAAAAGCAAAGCGAGACAAAGACAGAGACUACAAAGGGGAAUUCCCCUGAAGCAGCCCCUGCAGGGCCUUCCAAUAGACUGAUAAAGAAGAAGGAAGAGAGAAAGAAGUUUAUUAUGAAAAAAGUUGUCAGAGUUAGAAAAGAAAAUAAGACUGAUUCCCCAGAGGAAGGCACUAUCGUAGAAGCUGUAUCUACAAAACCAGUGAACCCACCCCCACCUACACCACCCGCUGAUGAAGUUCCUAUGUCCAAGAGAUUACGUAGAAGUACACAAGAAACAACACCACAAACUCCACAGAAGAAAACUUCACCUACAUCUUCUGCAGCAGCAUCUCCUAGUGCUCCCCAAACCCUUAAAAAAUCUGCCACUUCUAAUACAGCAGCAACAUCCCACAAUGCACAUAAAAAGCCCUCUCCCCCUCCUUCAUCCAGCAGUUCUCCAGUAGAUCAAAAGAAAUCUUUAGUUGAUACAACCCCGAGUUCUUCUCAGGCUUCACAGAAGAAAUCAUUACAGUCACAGAAUUCUACCUCCUCUAAUAGUCCUACCCCACAGCAGAAGAAAAUCUCUCAGCCUUCUGCAGCUCCUUCCCCAACGAUUGGCUCCAGUCCUCAGCAGAAAAAGACUAACACUUCAACCUCUGCUGUAUCUACCCCACAAAAGAAGGGUUCCCCUGCAUCUUCUCCUGGUUCACCAAGUACAAAUAGAAAAAUGGCAAAUACAAGAGAAAGCAGAAGAGGCAAGGAGAGUUCAGCACCAGCUCCUGUGGACACAAAUGAACGUGUGGUAGUGGAAGAGGCAGAAGCAAAUACUGGGGUUCGUGCUAGGCCUAGCAGGCGCACCAAAGAAGCUGCAACAGUUUACUUGGAACUUAUUGGUCGUAAACUGGCUCAGGAAUCAAAAUCAAAACAAAAGACUUUUGAUGAAGAAGAUGAAGAUGAAGAGGAAGAUGAUGAUGCUAUCUCUGUUAGCAGUAUUAUGGAUCUAAAAGCUUUAGCUAAAAGUAAAGGUCGUGAAGCAGAACAGGAAGAGAAGAAGAAACUCAAGCCACAGGAAAGUUGUACAUCUGAAAGUGUCAGACAGACACGUAAUGCUCGAGGAGACAGAUCACCGUCUGUUGACACAACUAGCCCAAAAACAAGCACACUCCGCAAGUCUCUAAGGAAGAGUCGAGAGUCCUCUGAUCAAGUGGAUGAAGACAAGACUACAAAGCCAGAGGCAGCAACUGUGGAAGCUGGGCGCGUGACAAGAAGAACUCCAUCAGUGAAAGAUGAAUCCUCCAAUUCUGCAUCAGAAGAUCGGCCUUCCACCACGACAAGAAGGAGCAAGAAGGUGGAGAAGAGUGAGGCUUCUCCUGAUGAAGAAUCUGUGAACAUAACUCCUUCACCAGCUAUCUCUCAGCCACCUCCAGCUGCACCUCAGACUUCACUUCCAGUCAGAGUUGUGUCUAGAAGUUUGAGAAGAACAAGAAGUGAUGCAGAUGAGCCCAAGAAGAAAGACUCCCGUCCAUCCUCAAGAAGGGCAUCUUUAGAACUGGAUAGUUCCCUGGAUGUCUCAGGCCUUAGGAGAGCGACUAGAGGGAGGGACCGACAGGAUUACAAGGAGAAUGAAAGUGACAAUGAGGAUAUAGAAAAAGCCUUGAAAAAUACUCGUGCAAAGCUGGAGUUGCGCAGAAUACAGGGUGGGGUUUCUGAUCAGGUGUCAUCUUUGAAAGUUGAAACUGAAGUUGAAGAGGAAGAGAAAUCUGUGAAAAUGAGAACUCGACGUGCCGGUAAUGAUGGGUCUAGUUCUGAGAAAGCAGAAAAUACUGUAAAUAUAAAUAAAACAUCAGAUAAAUCGACUAGCAGACAGACAACCAGUGGACCAAAAUUGGAAAAGGAUAAUGACAGUAAAAAUCACAGUGAGACAGAAAUAAAUUUAGGAAAUGUUGUGAAUGCUGAAGUUGACAAGAAAGAUAGUCAAGAUUCUCAGUUAGAUAGUAAGAUAGUGAAUAGUGAUGUGGAGAAGGCUCCUGGUUCAGGAAGCAAGUCAAGAAGGACUGUGUCACAAGAGAGAAAAGAACACUUAUUGUCCAAAGAUGGUGGUAGGCUUUCAGCAGUUAGGAGUGCAGACAACUCGGACAGUACUGAAAGUGGUGAAGUAAGUGAAACAGUGACUAGGCCAAACAGUAGAGGCAAAGCUGCAGCAUCCACAAAUAAUACAGAAACUACUAGUUUAGAAACAAAUGAGAAAAGAAUGGUGGGAUACCCCAAUAAAAGGAAAGCAAUUGGUGGCAGAAGGAGAAGUAGCAAUCAUGAUGAAGCAAAACUCAAUGAAGUUCUGGAAAGUGUUGCAAAAGACUUUGAGAGGGACAUUGAUGAUGAUCAUUAUGACAGGCUAGAAAAGGAUUUCAUGUUAGGAAACAAAUCCCCAGAAAAAGUGAAAGGUGAUAAGUCUCUUGUUACUGAUAAAGAGGACUUGAGUGUCUCAGAGUCAAGUAACUCGUGCAUGGAUGACAGCAAAAGUACAAGCUCGACAGAAUUCACAAUUACAUCUUCAGUAAGUGCAAAAACUUCAAGUGCCCCGGUUUCACAGUCGGGUAGCAGUAGCCCCAGCCCUAAUAGGAGAAGUGCAAAUAGUAGAAAAUUAUGUGAUGUAGUCCGCAGUCUUCAAAAGAAGCAGGCAGAGUCUCCAAGUACAGUAACAGAUGCAGAGAAACCAACAUUUUUAAAGGAUCUCAACAACUGGAGUUCGGAUAAGUCGAGGCAAGUAAGUCCACAGUCAGGUCAUGACCUUCAGUCCUCCGGUACUACCUCAGCACCCACCAUAAGGCCACAGAGUGAUACCACCACGUCAGAGACUGUACAUAGUCCCAGUGCACCUUCUACCCCAGAAAACACAACCUUGAUCUCUUCUAAGGCACCUUCACAGACACCUAAGCUAGCAGUCACCACCCCCAAGGCUGCACCUGCCAAAGCUAGUACCAACAAACCUUCCUCCACCUCACCCACCUCAUCACCCAUCACUAGUCACAAUCCAGCACCAGUGGUGACUGUAACUUCAUGUUCACCAGCACUUGCACCUACUACCACUGUUACCUCCAGCUUGAGCAAUGCAACCAUUUCUGCUACAACAGAUUCUAACACAGUGCUUUUAGGAAUGUCUUCUGCUUCACCAGUCCACAAAGUUGUCACUUCAGCAUCAUCUUCAUCUGCCCAGACUACCAGUGAUGAACAUUUAACAGUUCUGCCAAGCAUACCAGUUUCCAUCAAGCCAUCAGUAACAGUAAAUGUCACUAACUCUGGAUUUUCUUCACCUGUCACUAUGUCACGUGUUCAACAGUUUCCUUGUGUGACUACCCCUGGAUCAGUUGCAAGUCCCAAAGCAGUGGAAUUAGCACCUGUGAAAGGUACUUCUAAGCAGCUUCACAUUGCACCCAAGCCAGUUAAAACCCCCUCGUCAUUAGCAACCUCAACACCUGCUGGCCAGGUGUCUAUAUCUGUCUUGCCUCCAGGAACCCAGAAGCAAAUGCCUAAGCCUGUACAAAUUGCUCCCAAACCUCCUGCUGGUACAUCUCACAAUCUGCCAAAUACUCAACUUGUAGCCCCACAGCCAGGUCACAUGAUGCAGACACAGGUACAGGCACAGGUACAAGCUAUACCACAAGUUCAGACAGUUCAAGCAAUACCUCAGCCUGUACAAACCCUGCAGGCAAUCCCUCAGCCAGUACAAACUGUGCAAACUCUUACUCCCCCCAUGCAGACAGUAACUGCUAUGCCAAUGCAGGCUGUCAUGACUCAGUCUCUUAUUGAUCCGACACAAUUGGUAACCCCAUCUUCACCAGCCAAGAUUAUUACACAGCCAAUUUUUGUAACUUCAUCUAUGCAGAGUGCAGUCACAUACAGUAUUUCACCCCAAGCAAUAGGUCAGAGUCAUUUACCAGGCAAUGUGAGUGCAGUAGCCCGAGUGUUAACACCAACUAUGGUGGGCAAGGUGGCAGCAAAACCGCAGCCUCAUCUAAUGACCCCGAAGGUACCAGGUCCUCUUGUUACCUUUACUACAGGUGCAGUUGGUGGCUCCAGUGCUGUUAGACCAAUAGUUCCUCUACCACAACAAGUGCAAGCACCACAGCAACCACAGAUACUUGCUGUCAGUGUCAUGCCUGUUGGGUCAACCCAUGUCUCAUCAAUGCCCGGACAGGCAGGGCUACUACCUGGUACACAAGGCCCGAUGAUAACAACUGGUCAUCCUGCUGGACAGCAUCAUGCUUUUAUCCCAGUUACUGCAGCAAAUCAGCCAAAUCAGCCACAGCCUCACAGUGCUAUGCCUCUCACACAAUCUCCAGUAUGUGCUUCUACAUCAGCUUCUCAGGUGCCUAUUGCUUCUGACACUGCUAACCUUUCUUUAUCAUCAACAGAAGUUGUGAUGAAUUCCCAUAUUGAUAGUAGUUCAUCAAGUGGAACACAGUCAGAACCAGUUCCUCUUAAUCAGCAAAACAAACCAGGUUUAGCUGACCAAAAUUUGAAUUCUUCAGUUUCCCCAGUAACAUUUAACAAUACUGAAGCAAUAUCUAGUCUUCCUUCUAACACAAGCAAUGCAAACCCCUCUAGUACCAUUGCUGCUUUAACUCCAGACAACCCACAUCAAUCUACAUUACCUGUACCAAAAGUAAGCAGUAGUGUGCCUGUUGUGGCAGGAGUGAAAGGUGCAUCAACUGUGAAAGUUGACAGUCCAAAUUCUGCACAGGCAUGUAAAGUAGUUGAAAACGCUUUUAGAAGUGGGAUACCUGGGAAUAUUAAAAUCACAGAAAUUCCCAAAGGGGGUGUUAGAAGUAAUGGGCCAGUUCAUAUUGCAAAUGUAAAACCCAAAGUCACAAUAUCACAGAUGCAAGUGAAAGCUCAAAUGGCUUCCCCAUCUGUCACUAUAACAACAUUAAAUGAUACUCCCCAAUCCAUUAAACAAAGUGUAGCUAAUGGAUCAAAGAUGGCCAGUUCAUUCAAACAGACUAGUACAACUUCCAGUGUAGCACUGAAAUUAACAUCAAGUGUUAGUGUUGUACAGCACAAAUCCGGAACGGGUAAAAAUUUUGUUGCACCAUCUCAAGUGGAAAAGGAAACUUUUGUUUCAAAUCCUAUCACAAUAGUAGAGAAAGAUAAAGCUGGGAACAUAAUGCCUAGUACUAAUAUAGAGAAAGAAGUAGCAAAUCCCCCUGUAGCAAAAACAGACAAGGAUGAUUCAUCUCCAGUGGCUCAAGAUAAAGGUGAUACCUCUACUCCUGAUCUUCCUGUUUCUACAUCACCUCAUGCUCAGCAUAAAGCAGAUAAAGAAGAUCAAGGGGGAAUGCUGCAGGUAAAGACAGAAAAAGGAAAGAAUGUGAUUACAUCUAUUUCACCUUUUAAAAUGCAAGAAUUGAGAACUGUUGAUAAGGGUCAGAAUGUUAAUGGAAAGAAUCCAGGUAACAUGGAGAAGUCACAAGAGAAGAAAAAUUCUGACAAAAAGAAAGAACCUUUACUAAAGAGAACUUUAUUCAAGACAAAAAGUCAGGAGGAGAAGAAGCCUCCGGGUAUGUCUCCAGUGUACAGAACAAAGAGUCAGGAAGAAAAGAAGACAUCAAAUGCUUUCUCACCUCUGCAUGAAAGUAGUGUAUAUGCAUUUGAACCUGACUUUGAGUCUUCGCCUCUGGAGGAAACUUCUCCAUUCUCACAGAGAAUAAAGAACAUUCAGCCAUCUCCUGGAACAUCACCUGUAAAACCAAAUAAUGCAAUUAAACCUCAGCUACCUACCCUUCAUUUGAAUAAGCCCCCUGCCAAGGCAGCAGGACUUCACACUCCAGCUAGAUCCCCAGUGGCAAGAUCUUUAGCACCAAUGAUUGCAGGUAGGCCAAAGUCUUCAACAGGAACAAGCCCAUCAGGAGUUACUGCACCAUCCCAACCAGCAACAGCAGGAAAGAGACCAGGUGUAACAUCACCUCCAGCACCACUAACAAAGGCAGCUAGUAUUGGGACAGAAACUCAAAUUGUGAAUAAGUUGAAUCAGGGUGAAGCUACUCCAGCAGUGGCUAAAGCUUCAGAAGACCAGAUGAAGGUUGGGGCAGAGUGUGAAAUAUCAUCUUCAAGUGAAGGAACUGCUAAGAAAAGUGUGAGCAGCACAUCAAUUGCUAUUCAGUGUGAUAUGGAUGAAGGAAUGGAAGUUGUCAGUGAGAAUGGUGUACGUGCCAAUGAAAGUGGGACUCAGACUGAGGGACCAAGUAAAUUUCCCCUGCCUCCAACUGCUUCUCCUUUUUAUUACCUUCCAUUGGCAAUGGCAGCUCUUGGGGAAAAACUCCCUGCUCAGUUGGUGCAACAGAUGCUGGCUAAAACUCAAGGUUUAGUUGGUGCCGCAGAGGCAGGUAUGAUUCUUCAACAGGCAGCUCAGCUUGCACAGCAGCAUCAAAAAUUACAGCAACAGGGAACUCCUGGGGCCACUCCCAUUUCUAGUACAUCUGCAGUAAAACCCAUAAAGCCAUCAUCUAUCCCAGGGUUAGCUGUAGCCCCACUUCUUUCAGGAACACCUGGGAAUCCUAAUGUUGUUUCAGUUAAUCUUGUGAGACCUGUUGUUAAAGCUCAGGAGUCUUCAUCAUCAGGUAGUGAGAUAUCUGUUCAAUCCCCUGUCACAGUCACCUCUGUUACUAGCACAUCCCCUGGUAAUACUGUCACCACAUGUACCUCUUCAACCUCAGUUCCUCUCCCGGCUGUCACUACCCACUGCAAUACAACUAGUACCUCUGCCCCUGCAGUCACAACUCUUGCCUCAGCUUCCACCUCCCCAUCCCCAGUUACUGCUCGACCAGGAGUCAGUAGAAUUGAUGCUAAACCUACCCAUAUACCUCCUCAUAGACCUCAGCCUACUCCAUCAGUCCAGCCAAGUGAAGAGGUGAGCACUCCAUCCUUAGCCAAACCAACAAAAUCAGGAAGACAAAAAGAAAAGGAAGACUCGUCUAAAACACACACAGAGGAUGCAGAGCCUCCUGCCCGACGUCGUAGUGGUAGAGCAUCAACUUCAGCCACUACUAGAGCCACCGAAUCAGACAUGCUUGAAAUUGAAGAAUUACGUAGAAAUAGGCGUGCAAAGCGUGCAGCUGCAGCUCUUGCUCGUGAAGAAGGCUGGAGUUCAUCAUCAGAAGCACCCCUAAGUCCUCAGAUGUCCCCAGACACACUGAGAGGAUGGCCUCCUCCAAGGCUAACAAGUCCAACUCCAUCGCAAAGCUCUGAAGGCACAACUUCCUCCACCCCGUCCCAACGUAGCAAUCGACUGUCAUCCCGCAGUCGGCGGCAGUCUCCAGCUAGCAAUAGCGAUAGUAGAAAUCAUGGAAAAUCCUCAUCUGGCUCCACGGCUUCCAGCACCCCAAGUAGCCAGGCUUCAGGUAGUAGUAGUGCAGUCAGUACAGACAAGAACCUUGAAGAACCAAAUGCUAAAUAUAAUUGUGACAAUAGCAUCUUGGUCCGAGCACCUUCUUUCUUCCCAUCUGAAGAAGAGUUUACAGAUCCUCUGGAUUACAUUGAGAAGAUAAGGCCUGAAGCUGAGCAGUUUGGUCUGUGCCGAAUUGUUCCCCCAGGCAAUUUCAAGCCAGAGUGUCGUGUGAAUGAUGACAUGAGGUUUACAGCUAAUAACCAGUACAUACACAAGAUGAUGAGAAGAUGGGGACCCAAUGUCAGGACAUUACAUGCCAUUAAGAAGUGUUUGGCCAAACAAAAUAUUGAACUCAACAGCAAUCCUUUGAUUGGCUGCAUGGAGUUGGAUUUGGUUAGGCUUUACGAAGUUGUGGAACAACAUGGUGGCCUGAUGUCUGUCAUAGAGAAGGAGCUUUGGGGAAAGGUUGCUGAUGCCUGCAGAAUACCUCGCUCAGCCCAAGAGAGAUUAGCCAAGCUUGAUUUCAUAUACUGCAAAUAUCUUUUACCCUAUGCUACCCUCUCACAAGAUGAGCGUGAUCAGCUGUUAGCAGAAGUAGACAGAAUCCACAGCCGCAAUCAGCUAGAUCAGAGUGGAGCUAGCAAGAAAACUUCGGGAUCAUCAGAUAAUGAGGAGGAGGAGGAGGAAGAAAGCCUGGACUGCAUUGUUAAGGGAAAGAGCACAGCACUGAGUACCUUUUUCCGCAUUGCACGGAACACUUCAACACAGUGGCAACCAGAUCCUGCAGGUCUGGAAGUAGAUGAGAGAUAUUGGUCCUUGGUUGUUAAUGGAAAUCAGCACGUCUGUGUUCUGUCAGCAAGCAUCGACACUUCUGAACAUGGAUAUGGCUUUCCUAACCACAGAUUGUCACCUCUUACUAAACAUCCAUGGAAUUUGAAAAACCUUUGCCAAAAUCCAAAUUCAAUAUUACGAAGUAUGGGCACUAUUGUAGGUGUUACAGCUCCAACCUUACAUGUUGGGAUGUUAUUUUCUACUGUGUGUUGGUACCGAGACCCUCAUAGUUUACCUUGGAUCGAAUACCUCCAUACAGGAGCAUCAAAGAUAUGGUAUGGUGUAGCAGCAAACCAAGAAGAUAAAUUGUGUGCAGCCUUGAAGAAAAUUGUUCCAGAUUUCAUCAAAGAUUCUGCAAUUUGGCUUCCAUCUGAUACAGCAAUGGUACCCCCAAGUGAACUUGUUCGUGAGGGUGUACGUGUGUGUAGAAUAGUGCAAGAACCAGGACAGUUUGUAGUGGUCUUCCCUGGUGCUUUCACCUCGAGCGUGUGCACAGGAUACCUUAUAUCAGAGAGUGCAUUCUUUGCCAGGCCACAGUACUUUGACAGAGCUCUUGUGUCCUUCAAGGCUCUUCAUGAGUGCUGUGAGCCGUCCAUGUUUUCCCUGGACCGUCUUGUUCUCUCAGUGAUCACAGACCCACGAGUGACCUUAGACGGGCUACUACGAGCCAGAGAACUGGCCUUGCAAGUGGUGGAGAAGGAGAAGAGGCUAAGAGCAGAAUUAUCAGACAUUGGGUUGCAAGCAAGUGAGAGACUCUCAACCCCAGACUCUCAUCGCAAAAAGAAAAGUCGCUUCAUUGAAGAUGAAGAGGAGAAUAUGUGUGAGGUGUGUCGACAGAACCUUUAUGUGGCCUUGGUGACAAAUUCCCAAGAAGAGGCUGUGUACUGUCUUGAGCAUGCCCUCAUUUUCUUGAAGCAAAACCCAACCCAUCUAGAAUACUGCAAGCUUAUGUACACUUACAGCUUGUCGGAGCUGGAUAUAUCACUGAAGCAGAUGGAUGAGCGGAUUCACAUCAAGAGUGGGAAAAAAUCAUCGCCCAACACCAAAAGGACAAAAACCAGGGAACAUCUGGACUCUGUUAGCAGCACUAGUAGUUCAAACCUCUGAUGGUAAUCAAGUUGUGGUUUGAUUCUUUUCAUUCCUCAUGUAAAGUUCUGCCUUGUUUUUUGAAGAAACUAAGUCAAAGUUGGAGGUAAUGAUUGCUAACAGUCUGUUGCAAUUUAGUGUCUUUUGUCUUGUACAUUCCAUUAUUGAAAAUCUUUUGCAAAAGACAGUAAACAUGUGUGACUGAAUGGCAGUCACCCAGUGAAGUAUUUACAGUAUUUGCAGCAUAUUGUCAACAUUGAAAAUACUUUGAGAACCUUGUAUAUUUUCCUUAUAUGUGUGUAUAAGAAAUAUUUCUUUUGGACAAUCAGUACUAAACAAAGGAUUCAGUUUAGGAAAUACUUAUAAUCAGAGAUAUCUGCAAGCAAGGGGGAAUUGUGAAUGCAAUAUGUUUCAUAAAGCAAUGAAUUAUGUAGUUUUGUAUGUAGUUUUUGAGGUGCAAAAUCCUUCUUCAGUCAUGCUACUCAGAGUUAAUCAUUUUGAAAGUAUUUAACAUGAAAUUAAAUGAAAUUGAAUCCUGAGCCAAAGAUGUCUUCCCUCAAAUGGUUGUGUCAUACAGAUAUUUGAAUUUGCCAUGUGACUGUGAGGUAGUAAAUACCAAUUUUGAAAGUAUCAGUAAUUAAAGCCUCUAGUCCAUAUGUCUGAGUUAUAUUAUUAAAAAAGGAAAAAAAGAAUCUGGACUGAAUAUAGUAGCUGUUAUCAAGAAGUGUAUUGUUUGUAAAUCACCUGGAUUCCAGAUAACAGUUGUUGUUUUUUCUCUCUUAUACUAAUAUUGACCAUUGAUAAGUUAUUGAGUACAUAAUCAAGAGUAUUAGAUAUUAAACUUCUUGAAGGGUAUCAUAAGCACCUGAAUUCCAGAUCAUUGUAUUAUAAGGCAAUUAUCUGAAAAUGAAUUUCACAAAGUUCUUCUAUUUACACUGUUGUACUUCAGAUUCUUUGUAACAAAUUUUAAUUCAAAUCAGUGUAGACACUGUAACUUUAAGCUUUAUCCAUUCUGUAAUCAGUGAUUUUAUUUUUCAUGUAACAGAUUUUUAAAUUGAGCCAUUUACAUUAUCCACUGCUGAUAUAGUAAGUUGUAUUAUUUUUUGCUUAUGAGAAAGAUGAGGUUCACAUAGUAUACGGGGUUGUAGGUGUUACAUUUUUUUCAUAUAAGAAAGAAAAAUACUGUAUGUGAUACGGGAUUGACAUAUCAAAAGAACUAAUCUUUGUUUAAUCUUCAAGAGACUACUGGUGAAUUAUGAAAAUGUUUAACUAAAAGUUACUCAUAAUAUGUAUUAAAUCAAUGACAUACUAUAUAGAAAAAACAGGGUUAAUGUAGAUAAAAACUAUUAGCAAGUGAAGAAAUGCUAUAGUGAUGUCCUAUCUGAUGUUAAGUAUAAAUUAAUUAACAGCAAUUUAUUUUUAUGUUAAUAUUAACCAAAAAAUAAUCUUCUUAGGCAUUUAGUAUUUAUUGAUUGUUUAUUUAUUUAUUUUUUUAUUUGUAUUAAUUUUUCAUAUUUUUUAAGGAAAAUUUUCAUGAUCAUAAUUUAUGAGUAAUAUUGUAAAUUCAUUAUUUCCAACUGUAAAGAGGAAUAUUAAUAGAAUGACAAACUCACUUAAAAGAUAAAAAAAGAGGAUAAGAUAAUGAUGGUGCAAUGACUUUGGGUGCAUCUUACAGAGUCAGUUGUGAUGCAAUAAGAUAUUAGCAUGUUUUGUGGUAUAGAAACAAUUGUUUGAAACCAAAUAAUAUUUUUGUAUUUAUUUGUGAUGUGUAUUGGAAUGAAUUAUAUAUAUAUUAGUUUAUGUGUCUUUGUAGGAAAAUAAUAAUUUUAUACCAUAAUCUAGUACUAAGGCUUAACCCUCACACUUCACAAGUUGAUACAAAAGAGGUGCUGUUGAUGAACAAAUUGUGUUGCUCUACCACAGAUACGCACAUUUAUUUACUGGAGGAUUACACUUGAUGUGUUAUUGUACAUAUAAAGAAAAAUAUUGUAAAGAUUGUCAGUGAAUACAGCAUAAACCAAACUGGUAUUAGCUUGUGCAUAUUCACUGUUGUAAUGACAUUAUUUAAAGAUUAUUGUAUCAUAACUAGGCAUAUGGUAGUACUGUAGCAGAGAGCAGCAGUUGUAGAAAUAAUGUAAGUCGGAGAAACUGCUCUUUAUUUUAUUUAUUUAAUUGACAGGCAAUGAAGGCAAAACAUUGGUUGGGAUAUUUCUCAACAUGUUAUGGACUAAUGUGAACUGUAAAUGACAAAGUCUUUAUUCUAAGGAAAACUUAUCUUUUUUCUGUCUCUAUCUCUCUUUUUUUAUGUUUUGCUUUUGUGCAAGGGAACAUGAACUCGCAUGUAGACUAGUAUUACUUACAAAUGCUAAAGGUUCAUGUGGUAGACCUCGCAACCAUAAGAAGAUAACAUUGUAAGUAAUUUCUGAGCCAUAAAUGUGAAGGAUAUUUUUUGAAAUUGUGAAGUUUCCAUUGCAAAAUGAAUAACAAUUGCACAAAAAUUAUUUAUGGCUCAUAUUUGUAAACUUGCAAAUUUCUGCAGUCUUUGUACCUGUACAUUCUGUCUUCAACCCUGGGACUAUGUUACUGUAGGUUCUAGUGACAUUAUUAUUGCAAUUAAUAACUGUGUCAGUUUGAUGUUUCAAUCUCCAUGGAAAGUAAUUCACAACAUGUAUAGAUAGAAGAUGUCCUAAUUUUAGGUAACUUUUUGACCUUUACCUCUUGACCCCAACAGUAUAUACACACAUAUAUAUGUAUUUUUCCCCCUUUUUUUAUGUAAUGAUUCAUAUCAGCUUGCAUAAGCUGAAUCAUGGGGAUGAUUGUUUACUUAUCUCUUGUGAAAAAAGAAAAACACAAGAAAUGGUUGUGUACUUAAGUGUUUUUGAACAGAAUUGGAAGUCCACUUUUUUAUUUUGAAUAUAUCAAAUCUUUGAAAAUUUAAAUACACAUUACUUUUUAAAACUGGGCAUGAUUCACCAUGAUAAAGCUUAGUACUGAGAAGAGAAUUUAUUUCUCUUCCAGAAUUUAACAUUCAAAUUUCUUUGAGUGAAAGGAAUAUCUUGGAAAGAAUGAGUUUGUACCAGUCAGAAUUGACUAUGCACGUUUGCAAUAGAACAUGGAUUUAGUCAUGUUUGUAAAUGCUUUUUUUCUGUAGUUAUCAACAUAUUAUGUUGAUCACAUGAAGAAGCAAAGCCUUAUGGCACCUCACCGUCUUCUUAACGUGCCACUCUACCCAUUGUAUAAAGCUUGUAUAUGACAUAUUUAAGAUGUUUUAAAUCUUAUCAGCAUCUGAUUUUUUGCUAUUUUCUCAGAGACCUGAUGAUGGUGAUGUAAUUGUAAUGAAGAAAAUCUUGAGUUCUUCAUGGUAGAUUCUGUCAUAGAUUUAGAUUUGUAAUAGAUUGUUGUAAUACAUGACAGUUCAAGUUUCAGAUUCAAUUAGUUAGCAAAAUCAUUUAGGUCAAAAAUAUGAAUAUACCAUUUAAGAAUUGUGGAAUUUAUCAUAUUGUCAAGAUUUCAUUGCUGUUUGUUGCAAGAUUGGUAAACAUGUAUUACAAAUGCAUUUAUAUUGUCAAUAGGGAGGGUAAUCUAUUGACUUACUUGUGGAGCGAUAUUAAUGUGUGCUGCUGUAAAGGCUUCCAAUUUUCAGUUCAGCAUUCUGUGAUAAAGCAAUUUAAUUUCUGCUGUAAUGUAGCGUUCCCAUGAGAUAUCAGUUUUUUUCUUUUGUAAAUAAUGGCUUGGUAGAACACCACCAAGUAUGGAAUACUUGAAAGUAAUACUUUUAUUUAUUUAUAUUUUUUGUACUCCAGUUGCUAUAUUGGUGGAUAGUGAAGAUGCAGGUGAGUUUAGAAGCAUCUACAUUUAUUUUUAUUUUUAUUCCUCUUCUUAUGUAAUCCAUGCAUAUCAUUUACUCUGUAUUAUUUUUUACUUAUGUUUCAUUUUCUUAAGUAUGCAUUUUAAGAAAAACUAUGAACCUCCAGAUAAGAUUCCCCAUGUCUGUAAGCUCAAUUCUACCGUAGGAUUUUUGUUAUGAAAAUAGCAAGUAUAUAUAUAUGUAUAUGUACCAUUUCAGGCUACAUAUAUAAUAUACAUCCAUUUUGAGUAUAUUGUCCUUAAUUUUGCUCAAACUAGAGACAACUCUAAUGCCAUCAUUACUUAUACUCAUCAAGCUUUGAGCAUUUACAUCCCCUUGUUUACAAGUACUACUUUGCUUGGCAUUAAAGACAAUACCUUCCUUUUUUAUUAUUUUUCAAUUGCAGGUGUAUAGCAUUGAGCAGAAGAAAGUUUCCUAAAAGUUUUAUGUUUCCAUUACUCACUAAUUUUGCAGAAUAGGAAAGUUAGUAUAUUAUGUCAGCCAUUUCAACAUGAAAGUCAAGUAUGCAAUUCGUAUCUCUAUUUUGACAUCAUAAAUAUUUCUACCAUAUAUUAUUUUAUAACGUUUGUGAAAUGAAUGGACAAAAGGCUUUUUAAGUAUUGGUUUCUGACAUAUAUAGCAGAUACCAUAAGCAUAUGAAUAAGAUAAAUAGUUGUGGAUUUCAAGUCUGAUCUGCUAUCUGGAACUCUCCUGUGGAACACUGCCAUACAUGUUGUACUUUUGACACAACUGUGGCUUUUGUACAGAAGAUGAAUGAAUAAAACACAUUUUCAUAAUAAU